Molecule: messenger RNA, 2341 nt
Organism: Cygnus olor (mute swan)
Lineage: Eukaryota; Metazoa; Chordata; Aves; Anseriformes; Anatidae
Gene: GPAA1
Product: glycosylphosphatidylinositol anchor attachment 1
Exons: 13
Coding region: 64-1935 (623 amino acids)
Biological process (GO): attachment of GPI anchor to protein
Cellular component (GO): membrane; GPI-anchor transamidase complex
Source: RefSeq, a predicted model, not a curated record
CGGGGCCCGUCGGUGUCUGCGGGCUCCUCCCCGCGGCCGGGCCGGGCGGCGGGACCCGGAGCCAUGGGGCUGCUGUCGGACCCCCACUGCCGGCGGGCGCUGUCCCGCCUCGUCGUGCGCCUCAACACCCCGCUCUGCGUGCUGAGCUACGUGGCGGGGCUGGGCUGGUUCCUGGCCAUGGCGCUGCCGCCCCUCGCGCCGCGCACCUACAUGUCGGAGAACGCCAUGGGCUCCACCAUGGUGGAGGAGCAGUUCCCGCACGGCGAGCGCGCCCUCGCCUACGCCCGCGACUUCGCCGCGCAGAAGAAGAAGGCGGGGGGCAUCCCCGUGGCCUGGUUGGAGAAGACGAUGUGGGGCCUGGGGCUGGAGGUGUACAAGCAGCCCUUCGCCCGCACGCUGCCCUUCCCCGACGAGAGCCGCGAGCGAUACAUGGUGAAGGGCACCAACGUCUACGGGAUCCUGCGGGCGCCGCGGGCGGCCAGCACCGAGUCGCUGGUGCUGAGCGUGCCCUGCAGCGAGGGCACGCAGAACAGCCAGGCCGUGGGGCUGAUGCUGGCCCUGGCCGCCUACUUCCGAGGUCAGAUCUACUGGGCGAAGGACAUCAUCUUCCUGGUGAACGAGCACGACCUGCUGGGCAUGGAGGCCUGGCUGGAGGCCUACCACGACGUCAACGUCACCGAGAUGCAGUCCUCGGGGACGCUGGGCCGCGCCGGGGCCAUCCAGGCGGCCGUGGCGCUGGAGCUGAGCAGCGACGUGGUCACCAGCUUCGACGUGGCGGUGGAGGGGCUGAACGGGCAGCUGCCCAACCUGGACCUGGUCAACCUCUUCCACGCCUUCUGCCAGAAGAACGGGCUGCUCUGCACCAUCCAGGGCAAGCUGCAGCGCUCCGACUGGGACACGCUGCCCGCCUACGCGCACAGCCUGCAGACGCUGCUGCUGAUGGUGCUCAAGCAGGGCUCGGGGCGGCCCCAGGGCGACCACGGCCUCUUCCUCCGCUACCACAUCGAGGCCAUCACCGUGCGCGGCAUCAACAGCUUCCGGCAGUACAAGUACGACAUGACCACCGUGGGCAAGACGCUGGAGGGAAUGUUCCGGAAGCUCAACAACCUCCUGGAGCGGCUGCACCAGUCCUAUUUCUUCUACCUGCUGCCCUCGCUGUCCCGCUUCGUCUCCAUCGGUGUCUACAUGCCAGCCUUCGGCUUCCUCAUCCUCGUCCUCGUCCUCAAGGCCCUGGACCUGUGGAUGCAACUCAACAAAUGUGAGGCGGCCUCGGCCGAGCGGCUCUGGGACGGGGACCAGGGGGCUGCCCACGCUGCGGCGGAGGAGCCGCGGCCGGGCCUGCUGGCCCUGGUGCCGCCGCUGCUGGUGUGCCAUGCCGCCGGGCUCGCCCUCUACCUGCUGCCGGUGCUGGGGCAGCGCGUGGCCACCCAGCACUUCCCCGUCUCCGAGGCAGAGGCCGUGGUGCUCACCCUCAUCGCCAUCUACGUGGCCGGCAUGGCGCUGCCCCACAGCGCCCACAGGGCACUGCCGGGUGGGGGAAGCGACCGGGGCUGGAUGACGCUGAAGCUGCUGGCGCUGCUGUACCUGGCCGCCCAGCUGAGCUGCGCCGCCCUCCUCAACUUCUCCCUGGGCUUCCUCCUGGCUGCCACCAUGGUCCCGGCCGCCGCCGCCGUGCGUCCCACCGGCCCCAGGCCGGUGCUGGCGGCGCUGCUGGUGCUGUCGACGCCGGCCGUGACGCUGCUGCUGGGCAUCUUCCUGCACCGCGAGCUGGAGGAGCGGCCGGCGGGGCUGGCCGAGGGCUGGCAGCUCUUCCUGCAGGCGCUGGCCGAGGGGCUGCUGCAGCACCACCUGUACGGCGCCCUGCCCUUCCCCUUCCUCGCGCUGCUCACGUACCCCUGCUGGCUGCUGCUCUGGAACGUGCUCUGCUGGAAGUGACCGGCGGGCGUGGACACACGGGUACAGACAGACACAUGGACGGAUGGACACACGGACAGACACCGUGGCAUGGAUGGAGGGACAGAUAGACACGGGCAGAUGGAGGACACGUGGACAGAUGGACACGGAUGGACACACGGACAAGGGGGGGAGUGGAGGUGUCUUGGGGUGGGCUCAGCCCCCCGGGGAAGUGCUGGGGGGUGCCCACUGCGCGCAGGCCCGGUGCCCCCAGUCCUGUCCCGAUUCCUCCCAGUUCCCCCCGGUGCCGAUACCCCCCGCUGCCCCCCGUCCUGUCCGGCUUCUCCCCGGUGCCAGUACCCUCUGGUCCCCCCAGUCCUGUGCCUGUACCCCCUGGUGCUGGUACUCCCUGGUCUGGUCUCAGUACCCCCCGGUGCCAGUUCCCCCC